Messenger RNA from Micropterus dolomieu (smallmouth bass), 1433 nucleotides. RefSeq names its product mitochondrial ribosomal protein L13 (gene mrpl13). The record is from RefSeq and is a predicted model, not a curated record. The transcript is spliced from 7 exons. Gene Ontology annotation, biological process: negative regulation of translation; translation. Gene Ontology annotation, cellular component: ribosome; mitochondrial large ribosomal subunit. Gene Ontology annotation, molecular function: mRNA binding; structural constituent of ribosome. Bases 253 to 792 code for a protein of 179 amino acids. Lineage: Eukaryota; Metazoa; Chordata; Actinopteri; Centrarchiformes; Centrarchidae.
UUACGCGAUAGAAAUGUGAAUAAAUGCGAAAAUUAGUUUCUUUCAGCACAUAUUUAAAUGUUGUCGUUAAAAUAAACUAAGAACCAACACGAGAGUUACCAUUUUUCUACUAAUAUAGAUAAACCUGUAACCAAAGACUGUAUGGAAAUAUUGAAGUCUCACAUCUUGUUUCAAUCGAGUGAAAUCACCAAACGAACCACCUCUCACGUUAAGGGUCAAAUGUUUUGAGGAUGUGCUGGUAGUGCCUUCGAAAUGUCAAGUUUCUCCAGAUCUGCCCAGCAAUGGGCGACCUUCGCUCGAUCCUGGUUCCUGAUCGAUGCCAGGAUGCAGCCUCCUGGGAAGAUCGCGACCAUGUGUUCUGUGAGAUUACAGGGGAAACACAAGCCUAUCUACCACGCACUGAGUGAUUGUGGUGACCAUGUUGUAGUAAUAAACACCAGAAACAUAGCAUUCUCUGGAAACAAAUGGGAGCAGAAAGUCUACUCGUCACACACAGGGUAUCCAGGUGGAUUCAAACAGCUCACAGCUGCCCAGCUGCACCAAAAAGACCCCAAAGCUAUUGUAAAGUUAGCGGUUUACGGCAUGCUGCCCAGGAAUCUGCACCGACGCACCAUGAUGCAGCGAUUGCACAUCUUUCCUGAUGACGAACUACCAGAGGACAUCCGUGCAAACCUGACGGAGGAGCUGCCUCAGCCCAGAGAAAUCCCCAGGAAACUCAGCGAGUACACGCAGGAGGAGAUAGACGCCUUCCCCAGGCUGUGGACACCACCUGAAGACUACAAGAUGAAAUGAAAUCGAGGCUGCCGACCCGACGUGACCAAAGCUGAAAAGGGUUAUGGGGGUUGGUUAUGUUAUAAUACCUGACAGAUAUUGUAAAAAUUGGAAUAUUUGAUGUGGAGAUGUUGUUCUGUUUUUAAAACACACAAAUCUGAUUUUCUUUGUUCAGAUUAAACAUUACAAAAACAGUCACAUUUUGUGCAAAUUCAGGAAACCACACUGGCAUCAAGGCUCUACUGGACUUUACUAAAGCACUACUAAGUCGUAACUUGUGUGCCAACAUCAUCAACACAAACUCUGUGCCGCCUGACAGCAGACCUGAAUCAUCCAGUAACAGCUUGAGAUUUUACCAUGUGGCUCAGCUCUGAUCAGAGAAAAUCAGAUUCUGUAGGUUUCCCUCUGAUUAUACAACCAUGAAAUGAUCAGAUCUGGCCCAUAAAAAAUGACAUCUGUUAGUGCUGAUCCUGCCUUUGAAGGUUUGUGGGUUCCAGUGAAACCAGUUAAUGAGUUACUAUGACAACGUUCAGGCCAUCCAUGUGGUUUCAGUAGAAAAUGGUGAACUUUUUGUCUGGUCAGAAAUUUUAAUGGUGUUGUUAAAGUAUAAAGCAGCAGUGUUUAUGUGAGUUGUAAAAUAGGCUAAUAAACAAUUUAAUAAA